Messenger RNA from Aplysia californica (California sea hare), 4124 nucleotides. Its product is annotated as protein LTO1 homolog. The record is from RefSeq and is a predicted model, not a curated record. Lineage: Eukaryota; Metazoa; Mollusca; Gastropoda; Aplysiida; Aplysiidae. The transcript has 6 exons. Bases 261 to 638 code for a protein of 125 amino acids.
GAAAUUAUGGUCGCAAAUGCCGAAAAUAGGUCUUUUUCUGUUUGUACUUUCAUUUUGUAGCGUUUGUGCGGGCGCAUUUGCUAGAUUUGAUGGCUUGUUUCCGAACAGCUGAUUUUUUUGUGUAUAAUUUGUUUGUGUUGGUUAGGGAGAUUAUCAUGGCUGGAGAUUGCUCCUGAAAAAAUUAUAGUGACAGUUUUCUUGUUUGGAUUAUACUGAGACAAAGUUUUCAUUCCAUUUGGAUAUUAUAAAUCUAGAUCUAGAUGUUGGAUCUUGUUGAGGCUCUAUUCAGGUCAUGGCAACAAGGUUAUGCAGAUGGUUUUAAAGAGGGAAGAAAGAGAGAAUUUGAGGAGGGACACCACCUUGGAGUUCAAAAAGGCCUUGAAAUUGGCAGAGAGAUUGGCUUCUAUGUUGGGUUUGCAUCACAAGUUUUGAAAAAAACAGAUACAGGAAAAAUGAAGGUUAUCAAAGUGAGUAAGGCAAUCAUCAGUUUGGCCAGCAAAUUUCCUGAAAUUGAUCCAACGGAUGAAGCUCUCACUGACACUCUAGGAAAGAUUCAAGGGAAAUUCAAGCAGCUCACUUCCCUUCUAGGGGUGCAGACACAGUAUACCAGUGGUAGUGUUAAAGGCACCUCAUUUUGAUUGGGAUCAAGGAGAAAAUGCACUAAUCUCCACACUAAAAGAGAGAUGUGGAAAAGGCAGUAGAAACUGGAUGUGCCCUUGCCACGAUGGACAUUGUGACAGGCUGAAAUAUCAUUCCCAUCUUCUCUGUUCCCUCUGCCGUCCUACUUACAGAUUGAGAUUGGGAAUUGCAAGUUCACUGUCCCUGGAGCCUUGAGCUCUGUGAUUGGGAGUGCCACCAGUUCUGCAUUCCUAAACACUGACUGAACAUGCUCAGCCUCAAUGCUGCAGGAGAAUUAGCCGUGUCUUGCAACGAGCUGUUUGAUUUUUUUUUAGUAGAGAGACGAUUAUUGAUACAAUAAAUGAAUGUCGUUUAAUACUUGGCCGAAAAGCGAGACUGGUAGACAGAGACAGCAGAGAAAGAGGGAAAAAAAGGACUACGACCUGCCAGUGGCCCUCUCUACUAACCACCGCUUUAAUUAAUGACCCGGUAUGACAACGUACCAACACGACACAAAUAAACAACAGAUCUGCGCUAUGGCAACGUCAUCAAAGCCUACAAGUGUGCUGCCCUCCCUCCUCACCUAUUGGUAACUCAGACCACGACAUGAUGUUACUACUCCCCUUGUACUGACUUAUGCCAAGAUGAUCUAAGCCCAAUGUUCAAAACUGUCACCAUCUGGCCUGAAGAAAGUGAAGAGGAUGUUUUGAUUACACGAAUGUUUUUAUUUAUGCAUGUGAGGUUACUAAACACACAGUGCUACAAAUGAAACAGAGAGAGAGAGAAUGAUUUAUGGAGCGGGUUGUCCCAGCUCGUGAGACAUGUAUUUACUAAUGUCCUGUCUCGUUGUGCGUAUGAGUGAGUUCCCCUAACCUUUGUAAUGUCUACUGCCAUAGUUAACGACCAAGACAAAUUUCUCUCUGCGAGAUGAAUAAAGAUUGUCAUUGUUGUGGUUUCAGCAAACUAUGUACAACAGUCACACUUACAGACUACAUAAAAUUUUGUGAAAAUUUGUGGUGACCAUUUUUUUAAAAACAAGUAACAAUGUACACUAACUCUUAACUAUGCAUACAUUCUGGAAUUAAAGUUAAAGACCUUAGCCAUAAAAAGAAAGUAAGAAGCUUUUUAACCAAAACAAGCCAAGACUCAAAGUCUUAGACAAAGCUAUAAAGAAAGUCUGGAAAGAAUUUGGGCUGAAAAACAAAAGAUUCGAAUAUAAAUUAUGGAAAACUGGAAGAUCUGUUUCAAUAAAGUUAUUUUUGUGAGACUUGGACUGGUCUUACACGAUAGAAUCUACGCUUAACCAACAAGAAUAAUUUGUGUUGACAACGAAGAGAGCUGUGCAAAUUUAUACAUUAAAUUCCUUUUCCUCUCAAUUUAACAAAACCAGCUUUUGUGACUCAUCACUUGUGAACUCCGAGACAAAUGACAAUACUGUUGUUAUGGUUGAAGAAGGUGAGGUUAGAAGUGUAUUUGCAGAUGUGAAUGUGAGAAAGGGGAAUGGUACAUACUGUGUGAAACCCAAAAUUCUUAAAAUGUGUAAAGCACAACCCAGCUUUGUUUGCCCCUGUAUUACGUCAAGCUGCUAUCUUUUUUGGCCUGAGUCAUUUUUUACACUUCGGUGGAGAUAAUUGGGAAAAAAAAAUCUCAGUACGUGUAAAAAGGCACUUUGAAAGCCCAAAAUUUCCAUAGCUAAUUAAUUUACCAUAAAACCCAUCAAUUCAAAUUUCAGUGACAUUUCCUGAUGCCUGUCUACGAUACCCAUGCAUCUAAAGCUCGGGUAAACUUACAGGGGUCGUUAAUGACGUGUACAGCUUUUAUUCUAAGAUAAGACUAAUAAUAACAAUCUAAGUCGAAGAAGACAUUGCAUGAUUUGGCUUCUGUUGUCCUCUUAUGCACUCCCACUCCCUCCAAGCAACAUGAGGGUGGCACACCAAUCAAAUGCUGAUGUUAUCAGAAUCAGAACAUUGAAUUUUGAAUGCCACUUUUGACGUUCUUCUCCAACUUGUGUGUUGGGUUUAUAGUCACUUGGAUUUGCUGUGGUUGUUUUUACUUUCAUCCCCCUCUGCUAGCUUUGGCUAUUUUUUUCUCAACGGAGAAGCCUUUCCACUUCUAUUGCACUGCCAAUGAGUUCACCUAGAACUUACUUUGCAGAUCUGUUGUGCAGCGUAUUAUCUCUGUUGAGGAGGAAGUGCAUUGAUAUUAUUGGCAAUUCCAGAUUCAGAUACAUAAUGAAUGCCUUCACACUUUUGCAGACUCCCAAAAAGUAAGUGAAGUGUGCAGGCUAGAAUAGAUUUACCCUUAAACACUCCUGUGAUGUGCAAUAAUAAAACGUUCUUGGCUUACACUGUGCAGCUCUCAAACUGGGUCUGUCAGGAUCUAGACUCUCCCAUGUCAAGGGAUUGAUGCUGAAGUCUUUCGGAGACAUUUUACGGGUGUCUUUUUGUAACGCUUUUUGGUGUGUCCUUUUCCUGUUCCCAUGAGGACAGGUUAGAAUAGAAUACUGCCUUUGGGAUUCUGAAAUCAUGCAUUCUUACAACAUAGACUGCCCUGCAAAACAGUCCUUUUUUAGUUUGAGAUUAGAAAACAGACUCUGCCUCAGCAUUUGCCCUUUUGAGAACUAAAGUGUCUGGUAUUUUGUCCUGCCAUUUAUUGAUGCCAAGAAUUCUUCUGAGACAUUUCAUGUGGAAAUGCUUGAACUUCGAGAUCUUGGCAUGGCUUUGGUUCACUUUGGACAACAGCAUUGUUUUCUUUCAACUUUGUCUCACAGAAAUGUACAGUUUAGUUUAUAAUUUGCCAUCUUGACGCAAUGAAUGCUGGUCAGGUCCAAACGCUCUUCAGCCUUUUUUUUUGUUUGAGUAAAAAGAAGCACAUCGACUCAAUGACAGUCCUUUAGUGCUGGGACAAAGUAAGGCUGACAGACAAACAAGAGGGAUAGGAAAUUCUAUCUUUUCAUUUUUCCUUAGUUGAGAUUCUUGGAAAGAGGGAGAGAUUUUAAAAACAGACAUCUGGAGAUUUUCAUCUUGCCAAACCCUCCGAACUUUUCAAAAGGAAAGUACCACUACGAACAUGUAUUGAUUUUACAGUCUCUUUACACACUUUUAUGUUGGGAUUGCCUAAAGGUAGCAACUGGGCAUGCUAUUUCAUAGCGAUUUCUCUGAGAGAGUACAUUCAUGUAGAACUUUCACAUAUAAUUUUUUUCAUUCCUUGUAGUUAGUUGCUUUACUGAUUGCUUAAAAAUUACUUUGUACAGAGGUGCUUACGAAAAAAAAAAUGAUAUUAGAACCGUAUGUAAAUGCAAGUGCAGACAAGCUUUUCAAUGACACAUACGGUUAUGUUAUAUGCGAAUGAGGUGGUGUGACCCUGGCUGUCAUUUUGAAUGAAUGUGAUAUAAUUUAUGUAAAAGCUCUUAUGAAAAUGUGAAUAUGGUUGAAAAAAGAUUACAUGUUUUUUUUACGUUUGAAAACUAAGUAGACUGUAUGGAAAUAAAUCUGAGAGAGAUUCUA